Messenger RNA from Cinara cedri, 7512 nucleotides. The record is from the annotation of a GenBank genome assembly. Lineage: Eukaryota; Metazoa; Arthropoda; Insecta; Hemiptera; Aphididae.
UAUGACGUAACAAAAGAAGUUCAAUAGUUUAAACUUUCACUGACGUCAAUCUGAAUCAGUUUUCGUGUAACUGCGUUUUUGAUUCUUCUGAUAACGAAUUGAUAAAAUUAAGAGUUCAGCUUUCAGCUGCACAUAUUACUCAGAUUACUAUUGUUUCAUUAUUUAUGUCAUAGAUUUAUAAUUUUCGCGUUUCAUAUGUUAUUUCAAGUGUUGUUGUUUAUUUUCUAAUUAUAAUAAUAUUUUUGUCACCAUAUUACGAACAUCGCGACCUACGAUAGUUACUAGUUAACCCGUUCAGUGAGUCAGACAGAUUUGCUAAUAAUACCACCGAUUGCCAAAUCAUUACGGUCGACAAAAUGUUUAAAUCCAAUUUUGAAAAAUUGUUAGGUAAAAUUUACACUGUAAUUAUUUUACACUUGAUUAGAAUUUAUGUGUUGGAUCUAAAUUUACAGAUAAGGUGACCAGCCAUUUGCUCUUAGAACCAGAUUGGCCGUCGACAUUAGAAAUAUGUGAUACAAUAAGACAGAAAGAUGUCCAGUAAGACCAUUAAUAACAGUAUUUUUAUCUGUUAAUUAUAAUAAUAUUAAUAAUGAUUAAAUGACACAAUACAUUCUUAAACAUCAUUCUAAAUGUGUUUCAUUAUUUUCUCUUAAAUGUCUAAAUAGAUUUUACGUUUUAUUUAUGUAUUAUCUUUAAUCAGAGAUGGUGCCCAUUAUAAUGCCUAAUUCAUAAUUCUACCUAGUAGGUUUAUUUUCGCAUAUUAUUUUAUUGGUUUCAACGUGACUUUCAGUAAAAUGUUUCCUGUAUUACCAUAAAUAAAUAAUAUAAAUACCUAUUAAUAAUCAUAAUAUAUUUAUCAGAUAAAUUACGGUUAUAUGAAACAGAAAAGUUUUUACAAAUUUCGGCUUCUAAAUUAGGAACCUACUUUUAUUACUUAAGUACCAUUUAUUUUUAUUUCAAUAAUUAUUUCACAGCCAGAUUUUCUAAUUUCUCUCAUAUUGUAUCAUCAAUUUGUUGAUAAUAAAUAUUAAUGAAAAUUUUCAGACCAAAAUUUGCCCUCAACGCUAUUAAGAAAAAACUUGCAAGCCCUAAUCCUCAUUCAGCUAUGUACAGUUUGUUGGUAUGUACUUAUAUAUAAAAUCAAAAUAUGAAUACUUUUUUCUUAAAGGUUCAAAUAUUCUGUUUAGGUUUUAGAAUGUUGUGUUAAAAACUGUGGCCAAUUAGUACAUGAUGAAGUUGGUACUAAACCGUUUAUGGAACAAAUGAGAGAAAUUAUUAAGACAACUCCACACGAAAACGUAAAAAACAAAUUACUCGAGCUCUUACAAACUUGGGCAUUUGCUUUUCGGACUAUUCUCAAAUAUUGUGCAGUUCAGGUAAUUCGGAUGUUUUUUAAUGUGUGUUUUUAUUGAAUUAUUUUAAAAUUAUAAUCAUUGCAUAUUUGACUUGAUGUACAAGGUGAUCAGCAAAAAAUAAGACUCAUUAUCCCAGAAAGUAUUAACCGUUUUUAGAAUUGUUUUUUUUAGAUAAUUUAAGAAACAAACAGCUCUAAAAUGUUAUAUUACUUAUAUUUGUUAUCACACUUAUUUUUGGUCUACCUACUUAUGCAACCUAUAUUAAAAAUUCCAUAUAUAGAUGAGAUUUCACUUUAAAUCAAUUUUGAUAUUUUAAUGUUUAAUUUUUGUCAAUGGCCGACAAAGUAUUCCACUUGUAAUCAUUUACGUGUCAUUUAAAUAUUGCUUUAUCCCUACCCUGAAGUCGUCAAAUUUUAAGUGGAAUACUUUGUCAACGGGUUAACAGAGAUUAAAAAUUUCAACACCAAAAUUUAUUUGAGCUAAAACUUCAUCUAUUCGUGUAAUUUUGAAUAUAAGCUACUGUUUGAAAAUCUAAAGUGGGUACCUAAUCUUUUGUUAAAACCAAAAAUAAGGGUGACAAACUUUUCAGUAAUGUAACAUUUUAGAACGGAUUUUUUUAAAUGUUCUAAAAAACAAACUCCUUCAAAGAGUUAAUAUAUUUUAAGAUAUCGAGAGUCUUAGGUAUUGUUGAUCACUUUGUAUAUUUAAAUAUUGCUAUUUAAAAUUCCAUAAUCAUAAUCCAUAAUAUCUUUGAUUGUACAUAGAUUUAUAAUCAAUGGUAAAAUAUUGUUUUAACAUGAAAAAAAAAAACAAAUAAACAUAUGUUUAUUUAAUAAUUAUUAAUUUGUAUAUGUUAGGACACAGUUAACAUUAUGAAAGCCGAAGGUUAUACAUUUCCUGCGCUCAAAGAAAGUGAUGCAAUGUUUAGUUCAGAUGUAGCUCCUGGUUGGGAAGAUUCUGAUUGUUGUCAUCGAUGCCGUGUUAAAUUUGGAAUGGUUCAACGAAAAGUAAGUUUUUUAUGUAUUUGAUACUAAUAUAAUAUAUGUUACAGUAAAAUAUAUUAAAAUGGUAAAAACAAUAUUCCUUUGGAAGUCACAUAUUUGUAAAUUAUAAUAAACAUAAUUUGCAAGGUUUAACUGUUUAGGUGUUUACAUGAAUUUUGAAAAAUAUUAUUAACUAAUGUAUACAGUAGACUCUCGAUAAUCCAGUAGAUAUCAGACCAGAGAACUGCCGUAUUAAUGGAAGUCCACAUAAAAAUAAUUUUUUACUUAUUGUAAAACUUUAAUUUAUUGUAUUAAAAUAUGUAAAUAAUACAUACAUACUGAUUUAUGCUGAUACAACACAAUAUAUAUGCUUUUCAUGUCAACAUUAACUGAAUAAAAACAUAAUAUCUAAUCUGUUCAUUUGGACUUAAUCAGUUAGUUUUAUUGUUCACGAUAAUAAUUGUAUUGUUUUUACAACUAAAAAAUAGCCGGAUUACUGGACCUACCUAUUUAUCGCACGCCUGGUUUACCGAGUCUGUUGUACUUAACAUUUGUACUACUUUAAAAUUAAUAUUUCUGAUGAUUAAUAGUAAUCUAUUCAAACAUAUAGGUAGAGUAGAAUUAAAUUUUAUUGUUGUCUGAUGUUGACUAUACAUAAUACAAAUUGUUUAUCUUUUAUACAAAUUAUACAUAAUUAUUUUCUAAACUAGUUAAUUACUUAUUCAUAACAUCAAGAAAUUAAUGUUAUUUCCUUAUCAUUUCUGACUGUUUUUUAAGUAAUAAUAUAUAUUUAUGUAUAUAUAUAUAUAACAUAUAAUAAAACUGACAUGAAGUAUUUUGAAUAUUUAAAUAAUCUUGAUUCUUGAGUUUUGUUUAGAGAAACUAAAGACAUUACAGCCCAAUAUUAUUCAUAAUAUUGUGAUCAUUUUAUAUUGUUAUCUUUACUGUUGAACAUUCUUUAUAUCAUAAGUGUACCAUUCUUUUGAUAAAAAUUAAAAAAUAAAUAAAUUAAUAUUGUUAUGAGUGUAUAUUAUUGUUUUUUUUUAGCAUCAUUGUCGCGCUUGUGGACAAGUUUUUUGUGCACAAUGUUCAUCACGCUCUUGUACAUUACCAAAAUUUGGUAUUGAAAAACCUGUACGUGUUUGUGAAGCUUGCUUUGAAAAAUCUCAAAAGUAUAUAAUUCAUUUUAAUUCAAUUUAUGAAAUAUAUUUUAUAUAAAAUUAACUACUAUUACUCUGUUGAAACAAUUUAUUAUAUUUUUCUUAAUUUGUAUUAUAUUAAUAUUUGGUUUAUAAUUUAGACCUAAUCAAAUGAAUAAAGGAUCAGAUGAUUUGCCUAUAGAAUAUCUUACUAGUUCUUUGGCUCAACAAAACCAAGUAAGUUUUUUUUUUUCAUAUUUAUCAUUGUUUAAAAUGAAUUUUUAAAACUUGAAAUUUCUUUAUUUGACAAAUUAUUUUGCAAAUUAACAAAAAUCAUACAAAAUUUCCAUGUAAAUUGUUUUGUUAAAAGUUAACUGCUAUUGAUACAUCCAAUAAUCUUAAACAAUUAUACCUAUGCCAUUAUUUCAUUAACAAUUUAUUUAAGCUAUAUAAGUUCUAAAUUUAAAAAAACCUCAAAUCUUUGUUAAAAGGUACCGGCAGCGAACCGAAAGACUGAAGAAGAACUAAGAGAAGAUGAAGAAUUACAAUUGGCCUUAGCUUUAUCUCAAUCUGAAGCAGAACAACAAAAAGUAAUUAAAAAUUUAAAAAAAAUGUAUUUUCACAUUUCUAAAAUCAAAAUAUGAUUACUGUUAUUUUUUCUUUUAGGUACCCUAUAUGAAUUCAACUCCAGUCACUCGAUUGUAUUCUUCACCUCCUGCAGUAAAAUAUAUUUUGUUUAACUUUAUAACAUUAAUUUUAAUUAAUCAUUUUGAUUUGUUAGGUUAAAGAAGAAAAUGAUGAAGUUGAUGAAGACUCUGAAAUGGCUCUUUAUUUAAAUAGACCGUACUGGGAAAGAAGGACCGAGCAGCAAACUAAACCAGUUGUAGAAUAUGAGAAAUUUGAUAAUUAUGUUCCAACAAAUGUAUGUAUAAGUUGUGUUUCUAAUAUUUUUAUUUUUAAUUCCUAUUUAUUAAUUUUAAUUCUAAAAUAUUUUAGGCGAGUGCUAUUCAGCCAACAAAUACUGUAGUAAAUCCAAUUUUGAAGAAUGAGCUAUCUGAUGACUCUGAACAAAUGGACUUGUUUAUAACUUCUGUAAGAUCACAGUUAGAAAUAUUUGUUAACCGUAUCAAAUCAAAUUUAAGCAGAGGUAGAACAGUUAUUAAUGGUGGUUCAUUAGAAACUUUUUACUCAAAAAUUACUCCCAUGCAUCAAAAACUAUUGCAAUACAUUCAACAACAAGAUGAAGAAAGGUGUAAGUAUUUAUAAAAUAUAGUAUUUUAUCUAAGUUACGAAUUACAGGGAUUUUAUUUAUAAGUUGGUCAUGUUUGAUCAUAAAUAAAAUUCUUUUUUUCUCUAGUUUAACUGACAGCAGUGAGGGAUUUGUUCUCACACUACUUGACCACCAAAAAAAAAUUCUUAGUUAUCUUAGUUCAGAUAUAUUAAACUGUAUAUGUUAUGUUAAUGUUAAUGUUAAUUGUGUAAGUUAUUAAAAGAAUUGACUUCACCACUUAUAAAUUGAUUAUUGCCAACUUCAGGAUGUUAAGAAAUAUAACAUAUUAAAUAAAUAUGUAGUUCAAACAAAAAUCACUAAAUCCUUUUUCAGUGUAUUUUGAAAGAUUACAAGACAAAUUAGUCCAAAUUAAGGAUACCCGUGCUGCGUUGGAUGCAAUGCGAGAGGAUCAUAAAGCUGCACUUCAGCAAGAAGCUGCGUUUGCAGAACAACAGAGACAAAUUCAGUUGGCAAUGAAAUUAGAUGUACUGAGACAAAGAAAACAACAAUACCAACAAGUAAUUUUUUUUUUUUUUUUUCGAAAAAUUUGUUAAUAUUAAUUUUGGUUGCUUUAUUUUUUUCAUUUUUUUUGUUCUUCUUAUAGUAUCAACAUCAAAUGACACUUCAGCAAGUGCAACAGCAAGAACAAGAAAUGGCUAUGAGAAUGGAACAUCAAAGGCAAAGUUAUCUUAAUAAUAGCAUGUAUGGUCCAACUUCUUUGCCAAGUGUGCCUACUGCACCUAAUUCUUAUAUGUCAUCCAGUCCUAGUGAGUAAAACUAUUGACACUUUUUUGAAUUACCCUAAAAAUUAUAUAAACUUAUUACUACUAUAUUAUUACUAUUAAUAUUAAAAAAAAAAAAAAAAUCUAUACAUGUGUUCAACUUAUAAUUAUUUUACUAAUUUUUUGAUUUGUAGUUUUAAAAAUAUAUAUUGCCAUAGAUAUUUAAAUUGGUUUAUAAUUUACCAUUUACAAUAUGAACCAUGGACUUUUAUAUUCUCUGUUUACUGGAUGAUUGUAAUUGUGUAUUAACCAAACCAGGGUUUAUUUCAACCAUAAGAUCAGUUUUCUCUUAAUGGGUAAACUAUGCACAAAACAAUCAUAUUCUCCUGAUGGAUGUAGUAUAUAGUUUAAUUUUAUUAAACAUAAGUAGUUUUUUUUUCAUACUUAAUAGUUAAUAUAUUGUAUAUUUUUUUAUAGGUACAUUGAUGACUACUCGAGUUCAAGAUAGUGGUAUAAGGUAUCCUCAAGCAACAGAAUCAGGUCACUUUCAACAUAUUUCUCAACCACCUCAAGGUAUAUAGUAUUUUAAAUACUCAACAAAAUAAUAAUAAUUAAUAAACUUAAUGUACAAAUUUGUAUGCAGGUUUUGUAGGAAGACAAGUUCUACCCCCGAAUCAAAGCGGAAUGAACCAACCAGUGAAUUUACCUACUAAUGAACCGAACAAUUUGGCCCAAAUCAAUUCAAACAUUCCACAGGCUAUUUAUCAAUCUCAAAUGGCACCAAUAGCAGGCACUAUAAAUUCAGGGGUUCCUAUUAAUUCAUCAAUGAAUUCCAUACAUCCACCUCAUGUUGUAGGCCUCCCUCACUCACAAUCUAUGAUACCACACCAUCAACCACCACCCAUAUCUAAUAUGGGUUCACAACAACUUCCAGUAGGACAGCCAAUGAUACCCGGUCAACAUCAACCGCCAAUGAUACCCAGUCAACAUCAACAACCGAUGAUACCCGGUCAACAUCAACAGCCAAUGAUGGGCCAGUUGCCUCCUAUGCCUUAUGGUGCGCCCGUGCAUAUGGGGCAGUAUGGUUCUGUGCCUAUACCUAGUCAACAAGUCAAUCCACAGCCCUCUGCACCAGACCAGCCAGAACAACCUCAGGUUGCAGAGUUAAUUAGUUUUGAUUGAUUCAUCUUAAAUAUGCUUUUCAUUCCAAAUAUUCACAUUUUAUUUAUCACAUUUUUAACAUUUAUUGAAACAUUUAUAUUAUAUUAUUAUUUUAACUUUGUGGGUAUUUUUAUUAAAAUAUUGUUUAUUAUAUACAAAUUAUAAAUAUUAUAAAUUAAAAAUAUAUAAAUAGUGCAUUACAAAUCAACAUGGAAAACAAAUUUGUUAAACUGUCUAUACUAAAACAUAAAUUGUACAAUUUUUACCAUGCACAAAAUUCAGGGUUAAUCAUUUGGUCAAAUUCAGCAACAUCGUUUUGGCAAUAAUAGCAUGGCAUUAAUAAUUUUACAAUAUUUAUUAUUACAAAAAAAAAAAAACUGUUUAGGCAGGCCUUCAGCCAUAAUAAGGUGUUCUCGUGUACGGGGUUCUGUUGUCCUCUUCUUUUAUUUUUUCAUAAUAACUAUAAGUCACCCACCACAUGAACACAUAAACACCUGUAAAAUAGGUAUUAGUAAUAAUUAGAAAUGUAUAACUAAACAUUUGUAUUAAAUACUGUUUUGGAUUAUAUUUAUUUAAAACUUACAGACAAACAAUAAGCCAAUUACAAGCACUGCAAUGCUAGUGAUGUAGUAUUUAUGAAUCAAAAAGUCAAUGGCGGUGUAUAUCACUGAUAUGACUAGUCCGAUACACAACAUAAUUGUUAACACAAUCCAAGGAAGCAUCAAUGUUUUUUUUCUCUAAAACAAAAUAACCAUAUAAUAAAAGAUUAUAUUCUGUACAUUUAUUAUCUCUUGUUUAGAUAAGUACCGUUAAAACUCCAGCUAAUAACAGGGAUGAAAUCAAUAUUGUCAUAAGCAGAUUGAUGAUAACAAUGACUGUAAC